AUGAAUACAGAAGGUAACACAAACGUUGUAUUGGACGGCGACUUGUCGAUCUCGUUAUCGGACGGGGACGGGUCGCCGAUUACCUUUGUAACUCAGCGCUCACAGAGAAAAAAUGUUAAUAAUGACACGAAUACAUCAUUGGGUGACCAGUUUAACAUUUUUAGGGAUGAGAUGAAAAAACUUAUGACAAGUUUUACAACGUCGAGCAAGCAAGAACUCAAGGAUCUCAGUACGAUUCUCAAGGAAAUUAAAGAAUCUAAUCACAGUAUUGAGAGUUCUAUUGCUUAUUUAACUGCACAAAAUGAGGAAUAUAAGAAUAGAAUUGCAUCAUUAGAAAAUUGCGUUAAGGAAGACAGGAAGUAUAUUGUGUUAUUAGAGGAAAAAUUAGAAGAUAUCCAAAUUGGAAAUCGCAAAACCAAUUUUGAACUGAAAAAUGUUCCGAAAAAACCUGAAGAAAAUAAACAGGAUUUGAUAGAUAUGGUUGUUUGUUUCUCGAAUACCAUAGACUGCCAAAUAAAUAGAAGUGACAUUAAAGAUAUUUACAGAUUACGCGGAAAAAAACCAGAUCAAAAGAAUACCUCAAUAAUAGUGGAAACUACCUCUGCUUUAUUAAAAGCAGAUGUCCUAAAAAUGGCUAAAUCAUUUAACAAACGGAACAAGACAAAACUAUGUGCCAAACAUCUUGGAUUUAAAACCAACGAAGACACACCUAUCUUUUUGUCAGAACACCUAACAGCGCGAGGGUCUCGUCUUCAUUAUCUGGCUCGAGAUUUAGCUAAAUCCAAGGGGUAUAAAUUCUGUUGGACUGCAUAUGGUAAAGUAUACGUGCGUGUUGAAGAAAAAUCACCGACUAUUCUUAUAAGGAGUGAAGAACAGGUGCACAGUCUGCUAUCAAAGGAUUGA
Molecule: messenger RNA, 903 nt
Organism: Chilo suppressalis (striped riceborer)
Lineage: Eukaryota; Metazoa; Arthropoda; Insecta; Lepidoptera; Crambidae
Source: the annotation of a GenBank genome assembly